UUCAACUUAAAAUUUUGUUAUAUUGUUGUAGAGAUGUCUGGUCGUGGCAAGGGAGGUAAAGGACUCGGGAAAGGAGGCGCUAAGCGUCAUCGCAAAGUGCUCCGUGAUAACAUCCAGGGCAUCACCAAGCCUGCUAUCCGCCGCCUGGCUCGCCGCGGAGGAGUGAAGCGAAUCUCCGGGCUGAUCUAUGAGGAGACCCGCGGGGUGCUGAAGGUGUUCCUGGAGAAUGUGAUCCGGGAUGCCGUCACCUACACUGAGCACGCCAAGAGAAAGACCGUCACCGCUAUGGAUGUGGUGUACGCGCUGAAGCGCCAGGGGCGCACUCUCUACGGGUUCGGGGAACCGAAAGCUGCACCCGCGCCGAAGAAAGGCUCCAAGAAGGCUGUUGCUAAGAACCAGCCUAAGGGAGGAAAGAAGCGCAGAAAGAGCAGGAAGGAGAGCUACGCGAUCUACGUGUACAAAGUGCUGAAGCAGGUCCACCCCGACACCGGCAUCUCCUCCAAAGCGAUGGGCAUCAUGAACUCGUUCGUCAACGACGUUUUCGAGCGCAUUGCCGGCGAGUCGUCCCGCCUGGCUCACUACAACAAGCGCUCCACCAUCACUUCCCGGGAGAUCCAGACAGCCGUGCGCCUCCUGCUGCCCGGAGAGCUGGCCAAGCACGCCGUGUCUGAGGGCACCAAGGCCGUCACCAAGUACACCAGCUCCAAAGAAAUCGCUCAGGAUUUCAAGACUGACCUCCGCUUCCAGAGCUCCGCUGUGAUGGCGCUGCAAGAGGCUAGCGAGGCUUACCUGGUCGGGCUCUUUGAGGACACCAACUUGUGUGCCAUUCACGCCAAGAGAGUCACCAUCAUGCCCAAAGACAUCCAGCUGGCUCGCCGCAUCCGAGCCGCCUUCUUCGCUGCGGGUUUGGCUGCCUUGGGCACCCUUUUAGGUUUAGGCGCUGCCUUCGCUUUCUUCGGGCUCUUUUUUACGGCCUUUUUAGGCUUGGCAACCGCUUUCUUCGGACUCUUGGGUGCCUUCUUUACAGCUUUCGGUUUCUUCGCUUUCCCGCCGGCCUGCAGGAUCUUCUUGAGCGCCGCCACGGACAGCCCGCUGCGCUCCUUGGAGGCAGACACAGCCUUGACGAUCAGCUCCGACACGCUAGGUCCCGAUUUCUUGGGCUUCGUCGCGGUCUUCUUCUUAGGCGCUUUAAACAUCGGAGUGCGUUUCAGUUAUUGUGUUGUUUAUAUAAUACAAAUUUGUGAAAUGUCUGGACGAGGCAAAGGUGGUAAAGGACUGGGGAAAGGAGGCGCUAAGCGUCACCGCAAAGUGCUCCGUGAUAAUAUCCAGGGUAUCACCAAGCCUGCCAUCCGCCGCCUGGCUCGCCGCGGAGGAGUGAAGCGAAUCUCCGGCCUGAUCUAUGAAGAGACCCGCGGGGUGCUGAAGGUGUUCCUGGAGAAUGUGAUCCGGGAUGCCGUCACCUACACUGAGCACGCCAAGAGAAAGACCGUCACCGCUAUGGAUGUGGUGUACGCGCUGAAGCGCCAGGGGCGCACUCUCUACGGGUUCGGGGGCUAGAGAUUUGGACGCGAAACACGAACACAAAGGCUCUUUUAAGAGCCGCCCACCGUUUCAUUUAAGGAGCUUUGAAUUAUAAAUCAAACUGCACUUAAAGCAGCGAAAUGUUUAAAAUGGAA
Molecule: messenger RNA, 1676 nt
Organism: Polyodon spathula (Mississippi paddlefish)
Lineage: Eukaryota; Metazoa; Chordata; Actinopteri; Acipenseriformes; Polyodontidae
Exons: 6
Coding region: 34-1557 (507 amino acids)
Biological process (GO): nucleosome assembly
Cellular component (GO): nucleosome
Molecular function (GO): DNA binding; protein heterodimerization activity; structural constituent of chromatin
Source: RefSeq, a predicted model, not a curated record